AUCUCGUGCAUAUGUUUUGGACAAAAACGUGUGUUUAACUGCGAUUUCUUGCAAUUCAGCCGUAAUUAGUUGUUGUAAAAUAUUAAUAAUUUAUUUUGUGUUUUUUUUAAAUAGUAAAAAUAAAUUAGCGCCACAAUGGCAAGUGGAAAAAAAGUUCUCCAGUUUCAUGAAAUGGAAUUGGACGAACGUCUACUGAAGGCUAUUUCGAAAAUGGGUUGGCUCCAGCCAACGCUUAUUCAAGAGGCAGCCAUACCUUUAUUGUUGGAAGGUAAGGACGUCGUAGUGCGUGCACGUACUGGUUCUGGAAAAACUGCUGCAUUUGCCUUACCGCUUUUACAAAAGCUUCUAAAUUCAAAAUUAAAUGCAUCAGAACAGUGUACCAGUGCACUGGUACUGUCACCCAGUAAAGAAUUAUGUCAGCAAACACGCACUGCAAUGGAACAAAUGGCCGAUAAAUGUGGGAAAGUGGUUCGCAUUGUAGAUCUUUCUUCUAGUGAUGUUGUCGCACAACGACAUGUGCUCUCAGAGCGUCCUGAUGUUGUCAUAUCAACACCGUCCAAAGUACUCGCACAUGUGCAAACAGGCGAUUUGGAUUUGAAAAAAAUUGAAAUGCUUGUGGUGGAUGAGGCAGAUUUGGUAUUUUCUUUUGGCUUUGAGAAGGAUUUUAAAAAGCUUGUAGAACAUCUGCCGCCAAUUUAUCAAGCAGUGCUUGUAUCCGCUACUUUAUCAGAUGAUGUGAUGAAUAUGAAAAAUAUUGUGCUACACAAUCCAGUAGUACUGAAAUUGGAGGAACCUGAUCUGGUGCCAGAAAGUCAACUUACACAUCAGCGCAUAUCUGCGGAAGAAAACGACAAACCUGCAAUAUUGUAUGCUUUGCUGAAACUGCGUUUGAUACGUGGCAAAAAUGUAAUUUUCGUAAACUCUGUGGACCGUUGUUAUAAGCUCAAACUAUUUUUGGAACAGUUUAAAAUAAAAUCAUGCGUACUCAAUUCGGAACUGCCAACAAAAAUUCGCAUACAUACCAUCAAUCAGUUUAACCAGGGUAUUUACGAUCUGAUAAUUGCAUCUGACGAGCGCAUGCUGGAAAAUCCUGGCCGCAAUAAAAGCGAUCGCGAAUCGGGCGCCUCUCGUGGUAUAGACUUUCAGUGCGUGGCGAAUGUAAUAAAUUUUGAUUUUCCCAUCGAUGUCAACUCGUACAUACAUCGUGCAGGACGUACGGCGCGUGGCACAAAUAAAGGCAGUGUCUUGUCACUCGUUAGCUUGAAGGAUAAAGAGGCGAGUGAUGCUGUUGAGGAGCGUUUGCGUAGCGGCUACAUGAGCGAGGAUCAAGUUAUCAAAAAUUACCAAUUCAAAUUGGAAGAAGUCGAGCCUUUCCGUUAUCGCGCACAGGAUGCAUGGCGUGCAGUUACACGCAUUGCCGUGCACGAGGCACGUUUGCGCGAAAUCAGAAUAGAAAUUUUCAAUAGUGAAAAACUGAAAGGUUUCUUCAAUGAAAACACGCGAGAUUUGCAAGUACUCCGCCAUGAUAAGCCACUGAAGACAGUGAAAGUGCAACCACAUCUUUCACAUGUGCCGGAGUAUAUCGUGCCCAAGGCACUUAAGCGUGUGGCAACAACAGCAAUAACACGCGCUCCCAAGCAGUCACGCGGUUAUCACUCCACGGCGAAAGCGGCUUACGAGAGCCAAAAGGAUAAUCCACUAUUGUGCAGCGAAAUCGAUUAUGGCCGCAAGCGCGGUGGCGGUAGAAGAAAAUGAUAUUUUUUUUUUUUUUAAGUUUUAGCUAUAAAAUAAAUUAAAGGAAAAACUAA
Bactrocera dorsalis (oriental fruit fly) is the source of this 1808-nucleotide messenger RNA. RefSeq names its product probable ATP-dependent RNA helicase DDX56 (gene Hlc). Gene Ontology annotation, cellular component: nucleolus. The record is from RefSeq and is a predicted model, not a curated record. Gene Ontology annotation, molecular function: RNA helicase activity; nucleic acid binding; ATP binding. NCBI's taxonomy places the organism in Eukaryota, Metazoa, Arthropoda, Insecta, Diptera, Tephritidae. Bases 136 to 1755 code for a protein of 539 amino acids. The transcript is spliced from 5 exons.